Molecule: messenger RNA, 1080 nt
Organism: Cimex lectularius (bed bug)
Lineage: Eukaryota; Metazoa; Arthropoda; Insecta; Hemiptera; Cimicidae
Product: FGFR1 oncogene partner 2 homolog
Exons: 2
Coding region: 192-863 (223 amino acids)
Source: RefSeq, a predicted model, not a curated record
UCGAUUCUGCAGUGUAUCAGGGGCAGGUUAUGUUCGCGUCCUACUUGAGUCUUGACCUGAACUUUGAAGAUCCUUGUCAAAUAUUGAAGUAAUCUGCUUAAUGAAAAAAAGCCGCACAACAUUUGAAAAGGACGUCGAGACUCUUCAGAUGAGAUCAACGCGAGUAUACUUUGCUUCAUGUUCGUGAAACAAUGACACUCACUAUCCAGCAGGUGGUGGCAGACGCAAAGGUCUUAGUGUCGAAGCUGAAAGAGAGUACUGAGAAGGCCGACGACCUCAUCGCGAGGAGCAAACAGUUACAGAAGGAAAUUGACGAUAUGGCCACUUACAGGGAGGACAGCGGAGGAGAGGCUCCUCCGGUGCAGCCGACCAAGCUGUUCAUACCUGAGAACGCUCAGAUAAAGGCUCUGGAGCAGGAGAACAAGGAACUUCGCUGUGCUAUCAUCGAACAGCAGAACGGGCUUGAAAUGAUAAUGUCCAAAUACCGACAGGAUAUAACCAGCCUCGUCAACCAGACGAGGAUGAACCUCCCUAAGAUAAACGAGGGCAGUUCGCAUGACACUAUGCUCAAUCAGGCUUUGAGGAUCAACGAGAUGGCCGAAAUCAUGAAAAAAGCCUCAUUUGCCGAUGAAGACAAAGUCCUCCAGAAUGAGGAAUUGUUGCAACAGCUUAUGACUGAAAAUCAGGGGCUUAAAGAACUGGUUAAAAUUUCUGCUGAAAACGGUUCCCUCAAUGUUGACAACAUCCCCAGCUAUGAAGAUCACAGCUCAGAACUCGCUGACAGCCAGCACACGAACAUCUCAACCAUCAAACCCAAACAAAAUACUGUAAAGAGGAAAUUAAGUGCUAAAACUGACAAGUAAUUCUGAAAAUUAGUACUUAAAAAUUAUUAUAUUAAAAAAAAUCCCAAUCAAUGUUAACAAUAUAAUAAUUACAAUUGAACUAAUAUUUCUGUGAAAUUUCAUUCCCAAGAUCAAAGCUUCAGAAAGAGACCUUUUAGAAUAAAGUGAAACAUUUUUUUUUCUCUUUCUUAUGUUAUUAAAUGUAUCCAAGCAAUAAAUUCUUCUUUUUCUUGGGUAA